UUCAGAUUCAACAAAAAAACAAACAAACAAAAAAAGGGGUCAAUUAUUUUCCUUACAAUAUGGGCGGUCCAAGCCCACCUCACUAUACACCCCUCUCCAAAACCACCGCCGGCGGCGCCGCCGCCAAUCACUUAAGACGAAAAAAGCUCUAUUUUCUAGCAAUCAUCACCAUCCUCUGUUCCCUUUCUUACCUCCUCGGCGUCUGGCGCCACGGCCCCGGCGGCGCCACCACCGUCGCCGCCAACUUCGGUGUCGCCGUCCCUUGCGUUAACAGGGUUUCAAGCACCGCCACGACCGAGCCCGGCGGCUCCUCCACGCAACUAGACUUCUCCACCCACCACUCCGCCGCGGACGGCGGCGGCGGCGGAGGAGACGCGGCGGCGAAAUCGUAUCCGGCGUGCAGCUCCAAGUACAGCGAGUACACCCCCUGCGAGGACCAGAAGCGGUCCCUGAAGUUCCCCCGGGACCGGCUGAUUUACCGCGAGCGCCACUGCCCGGCGGCGGAGGAGCGGCUGAAAUGCCGUAUUCCGGCUCCGUACGGCUACCGGACGCCGUUCCGGUGGCCGGAGAGCAGGGAUCUGGUUUGGUACGCGAAUGUGCCACAUAAGCAUCUGACGGUCGAGAAAGCCGGCCAGAACUGGAUCCGGUUCGACGGCGACCGGUUCAGAUUUCCCGGCGGCGGGACGAUGUUCCCGAACGGCGCCGGUGCGUACAUCGAUGACAUCGGAAAAUUGAUAAAUCUGAAAGACGGGUCCAUUCGAACCGCCAUUGAUACAGGCUGUGGGGUUGCGAGUUGGGGCGCGUAUCUACUAUCCCGAGACAUUCUUCCGAUGUCGUUCGCCCCAAGGGACACGCACGAGGCGCAAGUUCAGUUCGCGUUGGAGAGAGGAGUGCCCGCAUUGAUCGGCGUCCUCGCCUCCAAGAGGCUCCCGUACCCGUCGAGGGCGUUCGACAUGGCGCAUUGUUCUCGAUGCCUCAUUCCGUGGGGUCAAUACGAUGGUGCCUACUUGAUGGAGGUCGACCGGAUCUUGCGACCCGGCGGGUACUGGAUCCUGUCGGGGCCACCGAUCCGGUGGCGGAAAUACUGGCGGGGGUGGGAGAGAUCGAGGCGGGAUUUAAAUUCCGAGCAAAUGCAGAUCGAAAACGUCACCCGGAGCUUAUGCUGGAAAAAGAUAGUCGAGAGAGACGACAUCGCCAUUUGGCAAAAGCCCGCGAACCACUUCGACUGUAAGAAGUUCCGGAAACUCGUCAAGAAGCCGACUUUUUGCAGCGCCGGCGAUCCCGACAAAUCUUGGUACACAACCUUGGAGACAUGCCUGACUCCGUUACCCGAAGUGUUGACCCGCGACGACGUCGCCGGCGGCGCGCUCGCCAAGUGGCCGGCGCGGUUGACCGCGACGCCCCCGAGGAUAGCGCGAGGAACGAUCGACGGCGUGACCCCUGAGACGUUCGAGCAAGACACAAGGAAGUGGAAGCGACGAGCCGCGUACUACAAAACGGUUAACAAUCAGCUCGGCCAACGGGGACGGUACCGGAAUAUUCUCGACAUGAACGCUUUCUUGGGCGGGUUCGCCGCCAAUUUGAUUGGCGAUCCGUCGUGGGUAAUGAACGUCGUCCCCGUCGAGGCAACGAGGGACACCCUCGGUGCGAUCUACGAGCGCGGACUAAUCGGGACGUACCAGAGCUGGUGCGAGGCGAUGUCGACGUAUCCUCGGACGUAUGAUUUGAUCCACGCGGAUUCGGUUUUUACGAUGUACGAGGAUCGAUGCGAUCGGGAAGAUAUACUGCUGGAAAUGGAUAGGAUAUUGAGGCCGGAAGGGGGAGUGAUAAUAAGAGACGAUGUGGACGAGGUUGUGAAGGUGAAGAGGAUUGCAGACGGUCUGAAUUGGGACAGCCAAAUUGUGGAUCAUGAGGAUGGACCAUUGGUGAGGGAGAAGAUUUUGUUCGCCGUCAAACAGUAUUGGACAGCCGAAGACGACGCCCGAAUCUGAUCGGAAUCUGGGAUGUAGGAAUAGUACGUAGCUUCUCCGGCGGGUUCUUUUUUCUAUAUAGAUAUAGUUUUGGGGUUUUAUUGUGAUAUUCAAUUGUUUUACUGUGGAGUUUUUGCCCUAAUGUGAAUUAUUUAAAUUGUCAUUUAACAAAGUGUGAUUUUAUUUUUUA
Andrographis paniculata is the source of this 2160-nucleotide messenger RNA. Its product is annotated as probable methyltransferase PMT16. The record is from RefSeq and is a predicted model, not a curated record. The transcript has 5 exons. Lineage: Eukaryota; Viridiplantae; Streptophyta; Magnoliopsida; Lamiales; Acanthaceae. Gene Ontology annotation, molecular function: methyltransferase activity. Gene Ontology annotation, cellular component: endosome; trans-Golgi network; cytoplasm. Bases 60 to 1991 code for a protein of 643 amino acids.